This is a messenger RNA of Carassius auratus (goldfish), 716 nucleotides long. RefSeq names its product late endosomal/lysosomal adaptor, MAPK and MTOR activator 3 (gene lamtor3). Gene Ontology annotation, cellular component: Ragulator complex. Lineage: Eukaryota; Metazoa; Chordata; Actinopteri; Cypriniformes; Cyprinidae. Bases 137 to 517 code for a protein of 126 amino acids. The transcript is spliced from 7 exons. Gene Ontology annotation, biological process: positive regulation of TOR signaling; cellular response to amino acid stimulus. The record is from RefSeq and is a predicted model, not a curated record.
UAUUACGUAACGUACACGGAAACGGCUUGUGUUUUGGUUUUCUGUCAUGUGAUGAUCGCGCAUAAACAAAUCAGGAACUUUUUAUAAAACUGGGUUAAAUUGAAGGGUGCAGCAGGCGAGCUACAUAGUCAAUCUAAUGAAUAUGGCAGAUAAUCUGAGGAGUUAUUUGUAUAAACAACUGCCGAGUGUUGAAGGACUCCAUGCAAUAGUGGUGACGGAUAGAGAUGGAGUCCCUGUGAUCAAAGUUGCCAAUGACAAUGCUCCUGAAUAUGCCCUGCGGCCGACGUUCCUGUCCACCUUUGCAUUGGCGACUGACCAGGGCAGCAAGCUGGGCUUGUCCAAAAAUAAGAGCAUCAUUUGUUACUAUAACACAUACCAGAUUGUACAGUUUAAUCGAUUACCCUUAGUCAUAAGUUUUAUCGCAAGUAGUAACGCUAACACAGGUUUGAUCUUCAGUCUUGAGAAGGAACUAGUGCCUCUGAUUGAAGAACUUCGGCAGGUGGUGGAAGUAGCUUAGCAGUUAUUCAUCUCUGUACCUUUAGACAUUUGGACGAGGAUAAGAGUCGGAUGUCUUGAUGCCUCUAUGUUCUAGUCCCUACACACACAUAUGUACAUACAUAAUGUUGGAUGGUCUUGAUGCUGUAUAUCGUUUAUGUUUGUACCCUGCUCCUCUUUGUCUCCUAAUUAAUAAACUUGUCUAAAGCUUUGGUUUACAA